Molecule: messenger RNA, 678 nt
Organism: Endocarpon pusillum Z07020
Lineage: Eukaryota; Fungi; Ascomycota; Eurotiomycetes; Verrucariales; Verrucariaceae
Exons: 2
Coding region: 1-678 (225 amino acids)
Source: RefSeq, a predicted model, not a curated record
AUGGCCUCUCUUGACGAGGUCAUCAGAGCAACGCAAAAGGCAAGAGAAGUUGCCAAAGCUCGCUUGAAAAAUAAUCCCGAGGAGGUCCGACGCAGUCAAGAAAAAUAUAAAGGAAUCCCUAUGGACCCUGAGGCUGCACAGGAGUUGAUAGACCGUCUACAGACUCCGGGGAAUCGUUCUGCGGCUGGACCCGACGAGAAUACUGCUCCUCGGCCAAAAAUUCCUGCCGAUCAACGAACAGGAACCAAACAGAGCUCAAUAACCAGUCAUGGAGGUCCAGUCAGCCAGAACCAUACAGCUGGGCCUGAAGCACCAAGCAACCAAGGACCUCGUGUCGGCCAGGAGGGGGCAGUCAGUCGUCAUGUCCUAAAUCCAGCAAGAUCCAGCCCCAGAGCAAGCUCUCCAGCGCCAGCCGGUCAGGGAAUCCUACAUCAGGCAAGACUAAACUCUCGAGGAAGCUCGCCAAAGCCGGCAACCCAAAUCGCGAACAGGCAGGGUGGUGAUCAAAACCAGAAUACAAGGGCAGAGCAAGAAAUCGUCAAAAACCAACUGGGUGCCUUGGAGGCUAAAAUGAGACAAAUAGCCACCUUAUUCUCAAAGCCCGAGGAUGUGAUGAGAGUUGUGCAAAUGUUACGAGAUGCAAAAGUGGAAGUAGGGCAACUGGAACCUGUCAGUUGA